AUGGGAUGUUCUCAUUCGAAGCUAGACGACGAGGAAUCUGUUCGGAUCUGCAAAGACAGGAAACGUUUCAUCAAACAAGCGAUAGAACAUAGAACCAAGUUUGCUUCUAGUCACAUUGCUUAUAUUCAGUCACUUAGAAAAGUCUUUGACACUCUCCAUGACUUCAUCGAAGGAGACAACUACAAGCCUCACGAAUUCGUUCAGGACUCGUUCGUGACUCCGGUUAAGAGACUCCCACCCAGCAGAAGCCGCUGUAGCAGCAUAAGCGGCGGUGGUGGUGAUUUUAUAACAAUUUCACCUUCUUCUAUGCCUCCUGAUAAAAUGAUUCAAGAUAAGCCAAAAAGGAAGGUGAGAGCGAGUUACUUGAUGGCUAACAGAACCAGACCGGUUCGUGUUGAAGAGAGGUUUCCUGAAACGCUUCGUGUUGAGUCAUAUGAAUAUGGAGAAGGAGAUGGGUUCUUUGGGAUGAAUAUGAACAUGAACAUGAACAUGAACAUGAACACUUCUGCAGCUUCUUCUUCUUCGUUUGGAACCCGUUGA
Messenger RNA from Eruca vesicaria subsp. sativa (arugula), 540 nucleotides. The record is from the annotation of a GenBank genome assembly. Lineage: Eukaryota; Viridiplantae; Streptophyta; Magnoliopsida; Brassicales; Brassicaceae.